ACGGUAGAGGUGGAGUUCCAACAAUUUCUCUUCAGAGUUGAAAUGAGGGAAAAAAUCAAGCAACUUUCGAGGAACUGACCGGCUAAUUAUGGGAUACUUACUAUGUGGAUUUAUUUCAGUUUUGUCUAACACGGACACCUUUCACUUGUUCUUUUAUGGAGACAAAAGCAAGCUGUCAGAUGCAUCAGUGGAUUCGACCAUCUGACAAUGACAGGUACAAGCUGGUGGAUAAAGACCUAAACCAGACUCUCUUCAUGUGAAGUAUUCCUAGUCACCUUGCUGUGUCUUCACUUCGCUCGAUUGUAAAAGUGUACUCAGGAUUCUGAGAUGGGCUGCUCCCCAUCCAAAGGAAACCAUUUUGCUGGCGCACACAGUCCUUUCCGGAGAGGAAGGACUCUUCUGCCCGCCAACCAAGAAAAUGCAGGUGAGUCUGACAAUGGGGCAAGUGGAAGCUCUUCCACUGCUGGAGAAACAGAUGGAGAGAGACAUUCUUGGACCAGUGGGGAGAGGCAGGCAAAUGGUCUGCAAGAUGUCACGAUAGCAUGCCCAGCAAAGAAGCCUGUAAAUGAAGGGGGGAGCUGCUCGAACAAACUUGAACCUCAGGAAAUCAAAGUAAAUGUUUUAUCAUCUCAAAUAAAGGAUAAGCCAGGGGAAAAUCAAGAAUCAGGUGAGAAAAAAGCUGUUAAGAAAACGAAAAAGCCCAUCAAAGGAAUUAAACUGGGUAAGAAGAAAGAGAAAGACAAAAAAGCUCCUGCCACUGAGACAAAAGUGGACUUUCCAGAGUUGCUGGUGAAAGCCCACCAGGCUGCCUAUGGUUACCUUAACCCCAGUAUAACCAAAUAUGACGUCUUGCUUGGACUUUUGGACCACGCCGCUCAAACUCAGAUUUCGUUGCAGCCCAUGGUGGCUUUCAUGCUCAUGCGCUACGAGGAGAUCAACAGAGGGCUGGAGGAAAUAGUGGAGGAAGGAGAGAGACUUCUCAAAGAAAACGGAGAACAUCUGGCUUGGCCUUGCCAAAUGAAAAAUCUCUCAACCACUUCUGCCAGAACAAGCGCUUCCCCCUCCUCCCCCGCAGACCCCCCUCCAGAUCUAUUACAGCAGCUUCUGCAGUACACCAUUCAAAGGAUGCAUCUCGUCAGCCAAUCAGUGAGUGCAGUGGGGGAUUCAGCACUGGAAGAGGCCGUGGAUUACUUUACUUCAGUGUCUGACACACUGGAAGAGAAACUGAAGGUCAAACGUGCAUCCGAGGCUCGGCUCAUGCGACUGUUGGCACGCGUGGAAGCUGCCACGCUCCGCAAACCAGGCCCGGAGGACUCGGCGCUGUUCAGUGAGGACAGUGGGAUCGGCGCUGAGAGCGAGUCAUUGGCUGGAUCAGACAGACAGAGACGCCGCCGUGAGAGCUGUGAGUCCAGUGGGACCAACUACACGUCAGCAAGCAGCCCAAUGGGUGGCAACUUUACUCCAGUCUCCAAGGGAACUCCAACGUGCAAACUCACGCGUAAAACAAGUUCCAAUCUCUCUCUCAACUCCAUAGACUCUUUUUGUAAUUUUGCAAAGGAGCAAAGAGACUCUGAAUUUCUUUGCAGCUCUGCCUCAAUAGAUGAUGAUGAGAGAGAGGAUGGGAAAGAUGUAGAUAAUCACGAAGGAGGAGAAUGUAAUAGCAAGAAGUGCCCAAGCGCCUCCCCAUUGCAUGCUUGCCAACAGCCACGUCGUUUACCUUCUAAACGUAUAGAAAAUCCACAAAAUAUAGAAAUGACAUUGAAAAUGAGGGAGGCCAUUAGUGGGCGGAUCAGAUUUGUACCAUCAUCACCGAAGACCAGUCCAAAGGUAAAGCAGACAGACAGUCCAAAAAUUAGUCGCCGACAGUGGAAUGAAGAGGAGUCCAUGCCAAAACGACCCCAAACACCCACACUUCGGACACCAAAGAAAAAGACAGCAGUGGCAAAACAUCGGCGGACCCAUUCUGCGGACUCAAUUCGUAGCAAAGCUGAGGACCCCACACUGCUGGAGUUGGCGAGGACUCAGAAGGACUUGACUCAGAGACUUGACCAGAUGAGUAAGGCUGAGGGGAACCUUAGAAACAGUGCUGCUAAACAAGGAAAGGGGAAGACCCAGCCAAGCUCACCGUCAGCACCUGUUCGUUUACGCCCUUUGCAGAAGACCCCACAGAGUCCAUCAAAAUCCCCUAAAAAAACAGGCCAUGGAAACAGUUUGACUAAAGAAAGGGAGAUACAAAAGGAUCAUGGAAACAGUUCAACUAAAGACAGGGAAAUCCAAAAGGAUCAUGGAAACAGUUCAACUCAGGGAAAAGAGAUAAAAACGGAGAUACAAAAGGAAUCAGGUGACUGUCUGGAUAGAAAUACUGAAACAGAAGACAAGAUCCUCCCAAAACCAACUCCUUCAAGCCCAACACUACAAAAGCCCACUGGGCUGUACAGGGGCAGAAAUUCUGUGAAAAGAUUAAUAGACACAUUCAGCCAUGGAGUUGAGGAGAUUAAAGAUACACCAGAAAAUGUCAAAAUCCUCGGCACUCUGAAGGGUGUGAUGAAGUGUGGCAUUCCUAUCAUUCCUGGAUUAGGGGGCACAGCCACAGUGCUCACAAUUGGGAAUGAUAACUUCCGAGUGGACUCGAGAGCCUCUGACCGAGCGGAUGAUGUUGACCUUGAUGACCUGCCUCCCCCUCCCCCUGAGGUACUUAUGGAUAACUCUUUUGAAAACGUCCAAAAAUCAGAACCUGAGGAAGGAGGGGCCGACAGAGGUCAUUCUCCUCUCCUCAGAAGAAGUAUCAUGUCCCAGAAGCUACGUGCUUCCAUGCAGUCAGUGACAGUGCUACCCAGUAGAGGUGGCAUGCGACUGGGUUCUCUUAGCAUGUUGCCACCAUGUCCUGUGCAACAAGAAAUGAGCACAACAUCUGCAGCCUCUCACCAGGAGUCUCAGCAGAGAGACAGUAACACUUGUGAUGCAGUGCCUUCAACUUCCAUAAGCAACAGCCAGUCAACUGCAACAUCAACGUCCAAAACUCGAAUGUUGCCCUCCACUCCUGUAACUUCCUGCAGCCUUCAACGAAGACUCCCUAGUCCCCAUGUCUUUAAACGGCAACCCACCCCUCCCUCUUCUGCUAGCCCUCCAGUCACACGCAAACUCCCCCAAACACCACCACCAGUGAGCCAAAGGAGACAUCCCAGCCCCAGUGCCCCAAGGCAAGAUGGCACCCUGACAUCUACCUCCAUAUAUCCCAUCAAGGCCCCAUCCCCACCAGCAUCCCCAAAAGUGCAGAGAUGGUUACGGGAAAACAGCAGUGCUAUAAGGCAAGAUGGCAGCCCAGUGUCUAUGUCCACGUAUCCCAUCAAGGCCCCGUCCCCACCAGCUUCUCCAAAAGUGCAGAGGUGGUCACGGGAAAACAGCAGCGAUGACUCGAUGUCCUCAUCACGCAUAUUCAGCAAUGCCCGGUCGGUGUUCUGUCCUGCCUCACCCUCUCUGUUUGAGGCGAAGCCUUGCCCGCUGCCCCGACCCCCACAAGCAUGGACUUCCACAAGAGAGGCUGCUAUAUCUUCUCUUUGGGGGGACCGUGGGAGGCACCCUGUGGCAGUGCAUGGACCAAAGCCUUUCAUCAGGCGAAGCCACUCUGACCGAAGGCCCAGUCUGAAUUAUCCACCCAGAGGACAAGCGGUCUCCUAUGCAGAGACCUGUGGGAGCGAGCCAGCCAUUGCUUGUCAGGGGCUGGAAGAUGGACCAAUUAAAGACUCUGACCGAUGGGACCACCACUCGGACCUCGGCGGUGCGACCCGCUCCGCUUCACAUCCAGAUCUGUGCAUUAUAGGGCAGUCCUUACACCGUGAAUGAGUGGGCGGACGGAGGACCAAAAUGGAUUAUGGAUUAGCAACCUCCUCUGAGAUUAAGACUUUUUUCCACUGGGAAGCGGAGAAUGACUAAUUCUGUGAAAGCCUCUUAAGUGGUGGUACCUCUUCUUCCCACCUCAGUGUCACUCUUCAACUGCCGUUUACUUCAAGAUCUCUUUCUCUCCCUUGCUUGCUUGCUCUGCCCUCGGAAAUCCUUUUCAACAACAAAAUAAAUUAUACUUUAAGUGA
This is a messenger RNA of Alosa alosa (allis shad), 4088 nucleotides long. It is a transcript of the gene pcare1, whose product is annotated as photoreceptor cilium actin regulator 1. The transcript is spliced from 2 exons. The coding region runs from base 328 to 3843 and encodes 1171 amino acids. Lineage: Eukaryota; Metazoa; Chordata; Actinopteri; Clupeiformes; Clupeidae. The record is from RefSeq and is a predicted model, not a curated record.